Molecule: messenger RNA, 897 nt
Organism: Striga hermonthica
Lineage: Eukaryota; Viridiplantae; Streptophyta; Magnoliopsida; Lamiales; Orobanchaceae
Source: the annotation of a GenBank genome assembly
AUGCCUUCUUCAUUCUCAAUCGCCCGUUCGAUUGGUCGGAAAUGGUUUGCCGGAUUAUCUAAUUAUCCGAUUUUACGGAUAAUCGAAUCUUCUUUUUCCGUCGACUGUUGCAGGAAUAGGUCUAACCCCCUUUAUAUGAAAGGCAUGAGCACGUUGGCCGAGCCGAUGAUGUUCUCGCCUUCAACGACACAAAACCACCCAUCAUCUCCUUGGCUUAUGCUGCCGCCCUCCUUUGACGUGACCUUCACCGGCGCCGCCAGCAUCAGCUACAACUUCUACAGCCUCGCCGACAAUAAAAUCGUAACCCAUAGUCUCGAAGAGAGAGAAUUAGCGGACCCGCUCAUGGUGUUCGCGGGAUCUUCACUCGGCUGGCUAUCUUUGAUGAGCCCCAGCCGCGAUCUGUUCCUCUAUAAUCCCAUCUCCGGUCGCCGAAUAAACCUGCCUUCAGUUCGUGAUCUCCCCGAUUAUCCUGAUAACUUGGCUGAAGUCAACAAGGUCGUACUCUCGUGCUCCCCGGAAGACCCAAAUUGUCGAGCCAUCAUUAUCUACAACAACGUAUGUGGGCUGGCUUUUUGCUGCCCCGGGUUUAGCAAGGAGUGGACACAUAUCGGGGAUCACCACUGGUUUGAUGAAAAUUUGGGACGGUCCUUCCGGCCGGGCUAUAGGGACUGUGUCUAUUCCACAAGACAUGAAGCAUUGUUUAGCCUCACGAAACAGGGCUUAUUGGAAUCUUGGGAUCUUCGGGACCCUCACCCGAGGGCUGUGAAGAUAGCCGAGGUUGGUGAGAGGGGUGGCAAAAUUUGGUAUGAAAAGCAGAAGCACUUGUUGUUAACGUGUCAGCCAGUGGAGCAUCUGGUAGUGGCCGGGCAGGAUCAAGAUCUCCUCGUGGUGACGUAG